AUGAGACCAACUAUUGCAAAUUAUUUGGGGUUAGGAGAUACUCACCUUGGCUGCAAAGAGCAUGAGAGACAAGCUCUUCUCAAGAUUAAACAAGACCUUAUUGAUGACUAUGGCCUUCUUUCUUCUUGGAGCUCCAAUCAAGAUUGUUGCAUGUGGAGUGGGCUCAGGUGUAGCAACCAAACAGGCCACGUCAUCAUGCUCAAUCUCAAUGCCUCGUCCUUUCGCUCAUGGCCUUUGCGAGGUAAACUUAAUCCUUCCUUGUUUGAGUUGAAAUAUUUGACUUAUUUGGAUGUGAGCUUCAAUGAUUUUAAUCAGAGCCAAAUCCCAGAAAUCAUUGGUUCUCUCUCCAACUUGAGACACCUUGACCUUUAUCAUGCUAAUUUCGGAAGAAAUAUACCUUUUCAGCUUGGGAAUCUUUCCAACUUGCAAUACCUUAAUCUUGGUUGGAAUAAUUUUAAUAUACCUGAAAACAUAGAGUGGCUCCCUCAACUUUCUUCUUUAGAAUACCUUUGCAUGAGUACCGUUAACCUGAGCAAAGUCAAUAAUUGGCUCCAUGUUGUGAAUAAACUGCCAUACUUGACAUCCUUGUACUUGUUCUCUUGUAAUCUUCCGAAUAUUUUCUCUGUUCCUCUUGUCAAUUCUUCUACUUCUCUUGAUGGCCUCGAUCUCUCUUAUAAUAGUCUCACUUCUUCUUCUUCAGUACUAGAGUGGUUGUUCAACUCCAACACUAGUAUUGUUGCACUUGAUCUUAGUUAUAAUCGAUUUCAAGGUUUAAUUCCUGAUGGUUUUAGCAAAAUAAACUCUCUUGCAAAGCUCUAUUUCUAUAAGAAUGAGUUUGAAGGAGGGAUACCAAAAAGCUUUGGUGGUAUGUGUAAUUUGAAAAUAUUGUCUCUAUCAUUGAACAAUCUUAGCGGACAACUUCUAGAAUUUUUUCAAAACUUGACUGGUUGUGCAAACCACUCAAUCCAAAGUUUGAAUUUUGAUUGGAAUCAAAUAAUGGGAUCGUUACCUGAUAUCACAAUGUUUCCAUCAUUGAGAAUAUUAAGGCUUCAUAGUAAUCAUUUGAAAGGGAUCGUGCCUGAAAGUUUGGGAAAACAAUCCAAUCUAGAGACUUUGUAUCUUUCUAAUAAUUCAUUGGAAGGUGUUAUUUCUGAAGCCCACUUCUCAAACCUCACAAAAUUGAAGCAUUUGGCUUUACCUCAUACCUUGGUUUUCAACUUCAGCUUUGAUUGGGUUCCACCUUUUCAAUUAGAUGAGAUAAGUUUAGGGUCUUGCCAAUUGGGCCCUCGAUUCCCAACAUGGCUUCGAACUCAAAAAUAUUAUUCUUGGAUUGAUAUUUCUAAUUCUGGAAUUUCGGAUAUCAUUUCCAAUUCAGAUUGGAUAUUCUCUCGUCAAGUAGAAUAUAUGAAUUUGUCUUUCAACCAAAUAAGUGGUCAAAUUCCAAAUUUGUCAUUGGAGUUUACUUCUUAUCCCAUCAUAGACUUGAGUUCAAAUAAACUUGAAGGUGGAAUACCACAAUUUUUAUUUGAAUCGGCGUAUUUGGAUGUUUCCAAGAAUAUGCUUUCAGGCCCAAUCUCCGCCUUAUGUGAAGUUCAGAAUGGUAACUUGAACUUUCUAGUUCUCUCCAAUAACAGGUUAUCAGGACAGAUUCCUGACUCAUGUUGGAUGCAUCUUGAAGGAUUACAAGUUCUUAAUUUGGCAAAUAAUCAUUUUCAUGGGAAAAUCCCAAGCUCGGUGGGAUUUCUACAUAGGAUUGUAUCAUUGGAUUUAGACAACAAUAAUUUUAGUGGGGAACUUCCUUCUUCCUUGAAUAAUUGCAAGGAGUUGAUCUUCCUUAAUCUUGGAUACAAUGCUCUGGUAGGACAGAUACCAAUAUGGUUAGGGACUAGUUAUCCAAAUUUAAUUAUCCUUAUCCUUCGAUCCAAUCACUUCAAUGGAAGCGUACCUAUUCAUCUCUGCCAUCUAGAACAUCUUCAAGUUUUGGACCUUGCUUUAAACCAAAUCUCAGGAUGUAUACCAAAAUGCCUCAACAAUCUUUCUGCUUUGACUAAAAAAGAUAGUCCAGAUGCUGCCAUUAUCCAUUCUUCUCUAGAAACUAUCGGCAUUAUGGAAUAUGUGUUUUCUUAUAUUGAUCAUUUGUUUUUUAUGUGGAAAGGAAAAGAGCAUGAGUAUAAAAAUAUUCUUGGACUAUUAAAAAGCAUAGAUCUCUCAAGCAAUAAUUUAACUGGGCGGAUUCCAGGAGAGGUUGUGGAGCUUGUUGGAUUGGUUUCCUUAAAUCUUCAAGAAACCGUUUAA
Messenger RNA from Quercus lobata, 2295 nucleotides. RefSeq names its product receptor-like protein EIX2. Gene Ontology annotation, molecular function: protein binding. NCBI's taxonomy places the organism in Eukaryota, Viridiplantae, Streptophyta, Magnoliopsida, Fagales, Fagaceae. The coding region runs from base 1 to 2295 and encodes 764 amino acids. The record is from RefSeq and is a predicted model, not a curated record. The transcript has a single exon.